Messenger RNA from Lingula anatina, 4383 nucleotides. RefSeq lists its product as uncharacterized. Lineage: Eukaryota; Metazoa; Brachiopoda; Lingulata; Lingulida; Lingulidae. Gene Ontology annotation, molecular function: protein binding. The record is from RefSeq and is a predicted model, not a curated record.
CCCGUCUAAGAGUUAUGAAAAAGAUCACACAACAAACACGUCCUUCGUAUGAAUUUUGAUUUAACAGAUGUAAUAUCCUGUAUUCCUAUAAAAAUAUCCAAACACUCAAGCAUGUAUGACAACAUAAAUACAAAAGAAACUAUCAAACACGACGUUAAAAGGUAACGGUAUCAAAGUCCAAUCAAGUUUCUUUCGCUGUCUGACAACAAGUCCGAAAACGGUACAACUCUUACCUGAGCCGGGGUUCAAACAGGCAAUAAUAAGGGCCCCAGCCACCAACCAGCUCCACCGAACUUCUAACAUCCUACGAGCUUCUUCUCAUAAACUGUGUCUCAGUCCUUGGAUCUAUUCUACGGAUAAAAUGUAAAAGAAAACGUGUGCACGAAGUAAUCCCCUUUCGUCAAAAUGGCCGAUCCUUGUUGAUUGCCAGAAGAACGUCACUCGCCGUCACGUGACCCUUUGCUGUUCUCAAGUUGGAGUAUCGCCCCCUUGAUUUGACAAGGAAAGUUAAAGUAAUUAAAUGCUUAUCUAACAAAACAGAUAAAAAGACGGAGUUUUGUGAAAAAUAUUAGAUUUUUAAUGAAUUUAGAACAAAUCUAAUGUAUUUUUAGAAUUUUAAAGUGGAUUAUUAUUAUUAUAAGAUAAUACGUCGACAGGGAAGGAAUGGCAUAUUUUACAAUAACCGUGUAAGAUAAACAGGCCAAGAUGUCUGCCGCCUACCUGUAGAAAAAGUGACCCAAAGAUGUCUUGUUGACAACAUCAAGGUGAAAAGUUAUAAGUUAACCAUUAUGAAGUCUUGAUGUAUACUAAAUGAGGCUGAAGAUGGACAGAAUAAGAUUGUGUAUUAGAUUGCUACUGCUGCUGUUGUUAUUUGUUGCAUGUCAAACUUCCACAACAACUACGGUCAGAACAUGUCCGCAACAAUGUUCCUGUCAUCCGAUGACGCGAACAGUCAACUGCCAUCGCACCAAUCAAACUGAUAUGGAGGCAAUCCUUAACCCAAUGUCACAUAAUACCAAAGAACUUUCAAUCAUUGGUGCUGAUUUUCUUUCCAUUCCAUCAACAUUUUCGCAAUUUCGCCAAUUGCAGUCAGCCAUUGUGAUCGAGUGCCAUAUUCAGACGAUACACCCAGAGGCGUUUUAUAGGCUGUCAAAGUUAAAAACUCUCCUCCUGAGGCACAAUGAUCUUUCAGUUCUUUCACAUCACCUCUUCCAUGAGUUAGAACUAUUAGAAGAGCUGGACCUGAGUUACAACAACAUAGAGGUCAUCCCGACUGAUCUCUUCCAGCACCUUCACCGUCUUAGUAGGUUAAAUUUGAAAUUUAAUCACAUAAGGUCUUUGCCACCGUCUACAUUUGAGGGACUUUCUAGGUUGACCUUACUGGAUUUGAGUCAUAAUCGUCUGCAGUAUGUCCACCCUACCCUCUUUCAAGGUUUGAACUCGCUCAAUAUCAUCUACCUUGAUCAUAAUAUGUUGGAGACGAUCAGCGAGGAAACAUUCCAAAAUAUGACAUCUCUGCAGAAAGUGUUUCUCCAUACUAAUCCAUAUGACUGCAACUGCGGUCUGAGAUGGCUUCAGCAAAGUCUUACAGGGGAUGUCCCGUCGUAUGUCACCUACCCCUAUAGAGACAGUGUAAACUGUUCAACCCCACAUCACUUGCACAACAGACAGCUGUACUCUCUCAGGCCCAUGGACCUGGUGUGUAAAGAACCAUAUGUGUUUGAAGCUACAGAAGAGGUAGUCACCUUUGUUCGAACCAAUGUAGUCCUUAACUGCCGUGCUACGGGCUAUCCUAAACCCUCUGUUGUGUGGAAAACACCACAUGGAGAACUUAUUGUUCAUCAUAGCUACAGAAAUUGGCUGUUGCCUGAGCAGAACACUUACCACCAUUCCUUAAACAUGCGAGUUCCUCCGUAUUUCAUGGAGACUUCCGUUCAUGCAUUGUCCAAUGGGAGCCUGCUGAUUAAAUCGCUGCGAAACUACUUUGUUGGGAAAUACCAGUGUAUUGCUGUGAACCCGUCGGGAAAUUCCACCCAUAAUAUGAGUGUCUCUCUCACCAGUCCUUUGAACUCUGUGAUUCCCAUGACCUUAAUAAUUGGAGGAGGGGUUACAGGGACCUUCUUGUUAUUAUCAAUAAUUUUUGGUCUCUUUCGUAUGUGCAUUGAAACCCUGUGUUGCAAUGAUAAAAUGGAAAAAGGCGGCUCCAUCGAGUCUCUGUCUGGUUCACCUGUCAGGGUGUCCCCAUUACGUCGUUCUCCACAGAGACGAUCACCGCCAUUUAAAUACUGGUCCCCAGAAGGAUCCCCUAAAAAGUACUUCUAUUCCACACCUUAUGAAUCUUGCGAAGACGAUGCUGCAUCAUGGGAUGAAGAAGGUGAUGAUGAUUACGAUAGUGACAAUGAGAAUAAAUCGGGUUCAGCAGAUAUUCGAUCCACUUUGGAGGAGGUACGAGGGCGAUUGGCAAAGGGGGUUGGAAAGCGCAUGGGACAAAUGCGUGACGGAAUUAACAACAUCAAGGCCUCUAGCCGGCAAAGCUUGACCCACUUUCGAGAGGCUAGCUCGCAACGCAUGCAGCAUAUACGGCAAUCCAGCAACCUGUACAUGCAGCAGAUCCGAGCAUCCAGUAGUAACGCUGCAUAUCGCGUGCGCCAGGGAGUCGUGCUGGGAGUGGAGCAAGUGAAAUAUCACGUGAAGUCCAUGAAGGAAUUGUGUGGCACGGGGGAUCUAGGACAGACCAUCUCAACUGUCUCCAUAGCAACUGAUGUGGAUUCGCAAACAACAACAGAAAUAACAACACUGCAUACUUUUGUGUGACAGUGGCCAAGACUGGCUUGAAAAUUUGCCAAAACAUUCUUGAACUGUUGUUCAGUGUUUCGUGAUAAUUGAUCAAAACGUGUUAGAGGGAAUAUGCAGAAUUCUUACCCUUGGUGACGUAAGGUGUCCCUUUAAAAGAUCAAAUACUAUUUUAACAAAUAUGCAAUCUGAAAGUUUUCUUCUCACUGAAAAGUAAAAGUGUCUGCUGGUGUGGACUAAAUGUUCUGUCUGUUAUUUAGUUGCUGUGUGUAAUGAAUUUUGGAAGAUUCUGAAAUAUUUUAUCAUUAGUCAUGGUAUUCAAGUUUAACAUGUGAAAGUAGUAAUUGGUGGUUUUGUGUUUGAUUGUUUUGAAGUUGAAGAUGCUGUAUGUAUACAAAGUGGCUUCAGUUUAUCAAGGUUAAGGUAGAUGGGGCAAUUUAUUUGGUACUCAAUUCCCCAGUGCAACAUGAAAAAAAUGUUACUUGUUUAAUUUCCUUUGUAUCUUUGUGUGCAAGCUUGAGGAGUUAAAUUGGAUGUGUGUAAUCUAUGAAAGGAAUAUUAAUAUUCAAGAAAAAAAAAGCCCCUGCAAUGGGAAAUUGCCCCUAGGCAAAUAAGGAGCAAGUUUCAAGUAGCAAUAUUUAUUUGUUCUGUGCUGUUUAUUGCUGCAGAAGCAUUACACAUGAAACAAAUUUCUACUGUUCAUUAUAAAAAUGCAUAUAACAGUAGGGCAUCCAUUUCAUCGGCACUCCCCCAUACUUGGGGGGGGUUUGUGGACACCCAUGUCACCCAUGUUAACAGAAACGUGAUCAUACUUAACUAAUUAGUUCUUAAUAUCUGUGAUAAAACUGCAUAGGGUAAUUACUCGAUCUUUUCAAUAGGAGGAAAAUAGUGAAUUUUACAGUUACGGUAUUUAUUAAUUCAUAUUUAAAUUAGAACAUUCCUAUGGAGUGUUAGCAACUUAAUUCAAAAGCAGGUUGUUCUUUGCAAGUAAAGCACCACAAAUGCUGAAAUUUAGAAAUUUUAAUUUUUGUGAUUAUAAAAUUUUUAUAUCUGAAACUUUGAUAAUUUAUCCCCAUUGAAAAGAUCGAGUAAUUACUGUACAUAAAUCCCUUCCUCUGAUUGAAAAAAAAAUUGUUGAAAUUUUUCUUUUGUCGACAUGAAGACCAAAUUUGUUAGCAUGCUUCAGGUACUGUGUGUUUGCUCCAGUUUUAUGCCUUCCAUGAAGCCAUGACAAUUAUUGCAUGAAUAUAUAUUUAUAAGGAAUCUAUUAUCAAAAGGUCACAGAUAAUGUGUAGGCUUAAUGAUAACCAAUUGUUGAUACCACAGUUGUUAAUGUAAGAAACGAGCUGCCCUCCAAAUCUGCAUCUUGCCAUUUAACACGGUGGGGGUGUUUGAAAUGUGUAACACUGAAAAACUAUGAUAUAUACUGAACACGUAUCUCUUGCAAAAUGGUUUAGUCAAUUUUCAGUGCUCUAUUUUCAAGAUAUAAGUGCAAUGUUAAUAUUUGGCACGCCACCAAAUAACGUUAUGUGUUCAGGUAAAAGAGGUGGUUCAGUUAAGGAAAUUGGAAUGUUGAUGAUUUUUUUUUUU